Striga asiatica is the source of this 2890-nucleotide messenger RNA. NCBI's taxonomy places the organism in Eukaryota, Viridiplantae, Streptophyta, Magnoliopsida, Lamiales, Orobanchaceae. The record is from the annotation of a GenBank genome assembly.
AUGCAAAACAAAACAACGGGAAGAAAGGGUGAAAGAGAGACACUUUUUGACAAUCUAACCACUCACACUUUUGGUCCGCGUGGAGCAAAGAAAUCAAUAAACUCUGAGUUAUGGCAUGCCUGUGCUGGCCCAUUGGUCUCCUUGCCUCAGAUUGGAAGCCUGGUGUAUUAUUUCCCACAAGGGCACAGUGAACAGGUAAAUAAACACGGACAGAAUGGAAAUGGAGAAAAAAAACUUCCUUCAAAAGUGAUGGUCAACAAUUGGAAGCUGUAUGGUGCUUUUCAAGUUGCAAUAUCUACUAAUAGAACAGCAACAGUGCAAACACCCAACUAUCCGAACCUUUCGUCUCAAUUGCUAUGCCAAGUCCACAAUGUUACACUCCACGCCGACAAAGAAACAGAUGAAAUCUAUGCACAGAUGAGCCUACAGCCUGUGAAUUCUGUAAGCCUGAGUACUGAAAAAGAUGCUUUUCCUAUACCAGAUUUUGGACUAAAGCCCAGUAAACACCCGACUGAGUUUUUCUGCAAAAUCUUAACAGCAAGUGAUACGAGCACGCAUGGUGGCUUCUCAGUUCCUAGGAGAGCUGCUGAGAAACUCUUCCCACAAUUAGAUUACUCAAUGCAGCCUCCAACACAAGAACUUGUAGUUCGAGAUUUGCAUGAUAAUACCUGGACUUUUCGUCAUAUUUACAGGGGGCAGCCAAAACGUCACCUGCUGACAACUGGUUGGAGCAUGUUUGUUGGUGCAAAACGACUGAGAGCAGGGGAUGCAGUUCUAUUUAUCCGAGACGAGAAAUCACAAUUGUUGUUGGGAGUUAGACGUGCUAACCGCCAGCAAACCACUUUACCGUCUUCGGUUUUGUCUGCCGAUAGCAUGCACAUUGGUAUACUUGCUGCAGCUGCUCAUGCUGCUGCUAAUAGAAGCCCGUUUACUGUUUUCUACAAUCCCAGGGCAUGUCCCUCAGAAUUUGUAAUCCCAUUCGCGAAAUAUAGAAAAUCCGUGCACGGCACACAAAUAUCCAUUGGCAUGAGGUUCGGCAUGAUGUUUGAAACCGAAGAAUCCAGUAAACGGCGAUAUAUGGGGACGAUUAUAGGAUUAAACGACCUUGAUCCACUUAGAUGGCCCAACUCCAAAUGGCGUACUCUUCAGGUCGAGUGGGACGAUUCUGGGUGUAGUGAUAGGCCGAAUAGAGUUAGUCCAUGGGAAAUUGAGACUCCUGAGAGUCUUUUCCUGUUUUCAUCUUUAACUUCAUGUCUCAAACGUCCUUUCCACUCAGCUUUCAUAGGGCAACAAACAGAUUGGGAAAAUAUGGUAAACCGGCCUUUCUUUCGUUUGCCAGACAAUUUGCCCCCUGAAUUUCAAAACCCCUCGAUUUCGAGCCUUUGGUCUGAGCAGUUACUGAGCAUGAUUUCAAAACCUCACACCUUAAACUCUCCUCUGCAAGACCCAAAUUCCCUUUUGCAACUGCCAACCAAAGACAAACUUGAAAUAAACAGACCACAGGACAAUAUCCCGCAAAACACAAACGUAUCGCCACCUGGGAAUAAACAGACUUCACCGGAAAAUUUAACUUCCACAAACCAAAUUAAAGCCACCGCACAGCAGACUUUGCAAAUGAGUCCUCCGCGCAUCACACAUUCGCAAUUCGACCCUUGUAAUAAUCUUCAAGCUCAAGAAAUUCAGUAUCCAGGCCAGGUUCAGAUCAGUUCUUUCCCCACACCAGUUGCCAAUCAAGAUUUGUUCGAUCCACAAAUUAACAAUAACAAUAACAGUGGUGGUACAAACACGGGAGACAUUUACAGCUGUCUAAAUCUUGAUGGUACAAACAGUGGAAGCACGGUUGUCGAUCCUUCUGUCUCUAACGCGAUAUUGGACGAUUUUUGCACGUUAAAGAAUGUCGAUUUCUCGAGUCACUCGGAUUUUCUAGUCGGCAGCUUUUGCGCGGCUUCUCAGGAUGUCCAGUCACAGAUCACAACCGCCAGCCUGGCGGAUUUUGACGAAGCUAAUAAUAAUCUCUUGCAGGCGGGCUCAUUUCAGGCGCAGAUUCAAAAGGCGGGAUCAGUAGGGAGGUCCAUUGAUGUCUCGAGUUUUCAAAAUUAUGAGGAAUUGCGUUCGGAGAUUGAACGCAUGUUUGGUCUAAAAGGGCUUCUCAAUGACUCAAGCUCGGGAUGGAAGUUGGUUUAUGUGGAUUUUGAGAAUGAUGUUCUUCUUGUUGGGGAUGAUCCUUGGGAGGAAUUUGUUGGGUGUGUAAGAUGCAUUAGAAUUUUAUCUCCGUCAGAAGUUAAGCAGAUGGGGGAAGAGGGAAUGCAGCUUUUAAACUCGGCAGCCAUGCAAGGGGUUAAUAGCUCAGCCUUGGUGGCUAGUUGUGGGGGAAAAGAUGGGUCUUAACCUAUGUACUAAAAUAAUUCGAUUUUUCAGACUGAAUGAUCAUGAAUUUAUGUAAUAUUUGUUCAAGAAUCAAUCGUAUAAUAGUAUAGUAGUUUCUUAUAAUUCCACUAAGCUAUAUGCUGAAAGGAAAAAAAAAAAGAGAGAGAUAGAGAGAAGGCAAAACCUUGGCCCGGAGUUACCCAAAAUUUGGAGGUUUUAGAGUGUAAUUUAUAAAGGUGGGAUUUGUUGUAAUGUACUAAUUAAUAGAAUUCUUGAUUUGAAAAGCACGAACUUUUAGCAAGUGAAGAAGGUGUUAAGAUCAGAACCUCUGGAUCUAGUUAUAGGACCCUGAACAUUGAAAUCUAGUUGUUGAUAACUAGAAGAUUGAGUUUUUCUUCCCUUAUAACCUAUUUUGAUUAUAAAUUUUUGGGCUCGUUAGAGAGAACCCAACGAUCUCCAAGAGUUUAAAGACUCAAGAACUUUUUAUCAGAAAUUUCUUAACCAUUCUUAUUUCUUAAACCAG